AUGCCUCUGGGGAUCAACAAUCCGCUCCCGUCUUCGAUGGGCAGCGAAUGCAAGAAGGCCGCAAAGAUUCUCACCUCAUUCGUCGAUCCUAAGCAAUCUUUCGGUCCUGAUAAAGUCAUCCCCCCAGAGAUUCUGGCUGGCGCAAAGGGUCUUGCAAUUCUCACCGUCCUGAAGGCCGGCUUCCUGGGAUCUGGUCGAUUCGGCUCUGGUAUUGUCGUUGCUCGCCUGGCUGAUGGCACUUGGUCGGCUCCUUCGGCCAUUGCGACUGCAGGUGCUGGAAUUGGAGGACAGAUUGGAUUCGAGUUGACCGAUUUUGUUUUCAUUCUCAACGACGCUGCUGCUGUCCGCACAUUCUCACAAUUUGGAACUCUGACUUUGGGUGGUAAUGUCUCACUUGCUGCUGGUCCCGUCGGCCGAAAUGCCGAGGCCGCCGGCGCAGCCAGCACCAAGGGCGUUGCCGCUGUCUUCUCUUACUCGAAGACCAAGGGUCUUUUCGCCGGUGUCAGUUUGGAAGGCAUCGCGUCUCUGCCAACCAGUUGCUCACUGGAAGCGUCCGCCCACCCCCCCGCAUCUGAGGCGCUCAUGCGCGUCCUAAACUCCCGCGCUUUCCAGGGAAACUCGAGAGCUUACGGAGACGCCAUGUAUAACGACAUUCCUGUCUACGACGAAAGCCAUGACGAUGUGGUCUGGGAAGGUCGGAAGGGCGAUGCCUACGGCCAAGGAAGCCGACGAGAACGAUCCAACACCCAGGACGAUCCCUACGAAUACCGCGACAAGCCACGCCGUGCGAACACUUGGGCCGACGAUGUUUACGAUCGAUCUCCUGGAGGCCUUAGUCGCUCCUCGACCGGCCGGGCUCCUGCUGGUGACUCCUACGACAAUGUGGGGCGCAACCGAAGCAAUACUGCGCCAUUUGAUGAGGACUACGUCUACUCGGACCGUCGACCUACCCGCCCGACAGCUCCCAAGCCUGUUUUCGGGCAGAAGACCGGUGCGGCUCAGCUGCGCUCCGACCAAGUCGUCGCUCUCUACACAUUCGACGCCGACCAGGACGGAGAUCUUGGGUUCAAGAAGGGUGAGAUUAUCACGAUUAUCAAGCGGACAGAUAAGGCAGAAGACUGGUGGACCGGUCGCGUUGGAGACCGUGUGGGUAUCUUCCCAAGCAACUACGUUGAUACCUCUUAA
Penicillium brevicompactum is the source of this 1185-nucleotide messenger RNA. RefSeq names its product SYLF and SH3 domain-containing protein. The record is from RefSeq and is a predicted model, not a curated record. The transcript is spliced from 5 exons. Gene Ontology annotation, cellular component: actin cortical patch. Bases 1 to 1185 code for a protein of 394 amino acids. Gene Ontology annotation, molecular function: phosphatidylinositol binding; actin filament binding. Gene Ontology annotation, biological process: actin filament bundle assembly; actin cortical patch localization. NCBI's taxonomy places the organism in Eukaryota, Fungi, Ascomycota, Eurotiomycetes, Eurotiales, Aspergillaceae.